Messenger RNA from Aspergillus versicolor CBS 583.65, 1680 nucleotides. Its product is annotated as mismatch-specific DNA-glycosylase. The coding region runs from base 305 to 1369 and encodes 354 amino acids. Gene Ontology annotation, biological process: base-excision repair, AP site formation. NCBI's taxonomy places the organism in Eukaryota, Fungi, Ascomycota, Eurotiomycetes, Eurotiales, Aspergillaceae. Gene Ontology annotation, molecular function: mismatch base pair DNA N-glycosylase activity. The record is from RefSeq and is a predicted model, not a curated record. The transcript has a single exon.
AUUUCCUCUUCAAACUAAGCUGUAGGCAACAAUACUACUUGCUGGCGAUGUUUCUGCCUCGGUGCCUUGAUGCACGUGAUUUGCCAUCGUGUUGAUCUCAAAUUUGGUUUUGAAGUCUUGCAGCAACCAAAGCCCAGAGCUUUUUGAAUACGAGAUUUCUAGCCCAAGGAUUCCUCAUAGAAUCCCGCAGAAAGUCCGGCAAAACAAAUAAAUAGCCCUUCGUGACUGCUAACCUUCACAACAGUCUCUCACAGGCCCCGAAACCCGCCAUCCAGCUCACCAAGCAAAGGGCAAAGCAGCAAGCAUGGAGGCCCAAAUUUCUGAGGCGAUAAAGGACAACGGCUCCAAUUUUGGCGACGACGAUGUCCCUGUUAACCAGAUUACAAGCUUCAACGGUGUCCUAAAUAAGUACGUACACGUUUCGGAAACGACAAGCUCCUCAACCCAGGAGACAAAACGCCAGUUAGAUACUACCGUCAUCGACACUCAAACGACACCCAAGCGAAGGAGACAGGGUCCUAUAUCAUCAAUGACCACGGCAUCGUCGCCAUCAUCAGACGUGACAACUCCCAGCCGCAUCACCCGCUCCAAAUCCCGCUCAUCAACAACAACACCAACCUCAGCUUCACCCUCUCACACGCCUAGCUCCGAAUCCACCUCAACCCCAGCCCUCCCAAGUACGCCCGAACGACGACCGGCCUCCCGCUCUCGCUCCCUAAACCGCAAGACAUCCUCCCCCUCCUCUCUCCCAACCUCCCUCCUCAGAGACACAAUCCCCGAGAACCUCACCCUACUCCUCGUAGGCGUGAACCCAGGCAUAAUGACCGGCACAACGGGCUUCGCAUACGCACACCCCUCAAACCUCUUCUGGAAACUCCUCCACUGGUCCGGCAUAACCACCAUCCGACACCCACCCUCAGAUACCUACAAGCUCCCGGAACUAUACAACGUGGGAAACACGAACAUCGUCGAGCGAGCCACGCGCGACGCGAGCAUGCUCAGCAAAGCGGAGAUGGACGCCGGUGUGCCCGUGCUUGAAGCCAAGGUUGCCGCGAAGAGGCCCGAGGCGGUGUGUCUAGUGGGCAAGAGUAUAUGGGAGUCUGUGUGGAGGGCGCGGAAGGGGAGGGCGAUUCGGAAAGAGGAGUUUCGGUAUGGGUGGCAGGAUGAGUCGGAGAAUAUGGGCAAGAGUGGUGAGUGGAAUGGGGCGCCUGUGUUUGUGGCUACCACGACGAGCGGGCUGGCUGCGACGAUGUCUCUUCCGGAGAAGCAGGCUGUGUGGAAUGAGUUGGGGAGUUGGGUUGUGAGUAGGCGACAGGCUCAGGGUAGGAAUGCCCUUCAGGGUCAAGCCGAAGCUCAAGAUCGGACUUAGGCUCCAGAUUAAAUUAUUUUACAACCUAAAUUAUAGCCAGAGAUUUCUACGAUAUAUAGAUAUAUAUUAUUCUGGGGGAAAGCAUUCCUUUCAUGUCAUUUCAUUUCAUUUCUGUCAAUCUAGGGCUCAUACUAACGCCCUAGAUAAAGUAUGGUAGUACAAUCCCACGGCAUCAAAGCCAUCUCAUUCAUCCAUUAUCAUGCAAUAAAACAAGAGUAAAAAGAGAACCGCUCCGCUAACAGCCAUCAGGUUUGAAUACCGGCACCACGAGGUCCGUUCUGGACGUUGGUAUUUCCGCCUCGUUCCCGUUG